Messenger RNA from Ahaetulla prasina, 4178 nucleotides. RefSeq names its product ADAMTS like 2 (gene ADAMTSL2). The record is from RefSeq and is a predicted model, not a curated record. Gene Ontology annotation, cellular component: extracellular matrix. Lineage: Eukaryota; Metazoa; Chordata; Lepidosauria; Squamata; Colubridae. Bases 138 to 3509 code for a protein of 1123 amino acids. The transcript has 20 exons. Gene Ontology annotation, biological process: extracellular matrix organization.
CACGGGAAUCCCGGUGGAAGUCCCGAACCCUCCGCCCUCCCCAUGCCGGCUCUCUCGCGCCGGGCGCUGCGGGCAGCCGGAAGCUCCGCACCGGAGCCCCAUCCCUGCCCGGACGGCCCAGGCGGGCAGCGGGGAAGAUGCGCUCCGUUCCGAAGCCCCUGCAGGUGCCGACGGGGCGGCAGCGGUUUGCCUUGCUCGGGCCCCGCUCGGACGUUUCCUCCCUCGGCCUUGGCGGGGACGCAGCUGGGCCGGCGGGAGGGCGGACCAGCGCUGGAGGAAACGGGGGCGCCUCGCCCGUCUCCCCGCCGGCACUAACAACGUCGCUCCUCCUGGCUGGACGCCCCGCGGCCGCCUUUGAAGUCGGAGGAGAGGCGCGAGGGGGGCGAGGCGGCGUCUGGGCUUCCUCCUCCUCCUCCCGCCGCUGCCGGCCUCCGCAGACAGACGGGCAGCCGCGGACAAGCCCGGCGCUGAAUCUCGCUGAGGCGGCUGGCGGGACGCCCUCCCCGAGGAUGAGGAGAAUCAAACGCAGCUGGGACCACCAAGUUCCUCAUGGCUGUUCCCACCUCAAGAGGGCUCUUGUGCUUGCGUUGUACAUGGUGAACGCUGCUCUGACAUUCUCACAGGAGAACGUGCCAGCUUCCAACAGCCUAGAAGAAAAAGCUGAUGUCACGGCCUACUGGUGGGGAGAGUGGACCAAGUGGGCCGCCUGCACUCGGACGUGUGGUGGAGGAAUCCGCUUCCAAGAAAGACACUGCCUGCAACAGAGAAGGAGGCUGGUGACAGGAUUUCUUAAUAAAACCUGCAAUGGGAUGUCCAAAAGAUACCAGCUGUGUGAAGUGCAGCAGUGUCCUCCAAGUGGAAGGAGCUUCCGGGAGGAGCAAUGCUCCUCCUUCAACUCCAGGGUUUACAACGGGCGCACCUUCCACUGGAAACCUUUGUAUCCAGAUGACUAUGUUCACAUCUCCAGCAAGCCCUGUGAUCUCCACUGCACCACCACCGACGGGCAGAGGCAGCUGAUGGUCUUGGCCCGGGAUGGCACCUCCUGCAAAUCCUCUUCAUUCCGAGGGGUGUGCGUGUCUGGAAAAUGUGAGCCCAUCGGAUGCGAUGGGGUUCUGUUCUCCCCCCACGCUCUGGAUAAAUGCGGGGUCUGCCGAGGGAACGGCAGCAGCUGCACUCACGUAACUGGGAGCUACCGGAAGGGAAAUGCUCCGCUUGGAUACUCUUUGGUGACUCACAUUCCUGCUGGAGCAACAGAUAUCCAGAUAGUGGAACGGAAGAAAUCUGCUGAUGUUUUGGCCAUUGCAGAUGAAGGUGGCUCUUACUUCUUCAAUGGGGAUUACAGAGUAGACAUCCCCCAAAACUUCAAUAUUGCAGGGACCGUCUUCAAAUACAGGAGACCCAUGGACAUUUUUGAGACCGGCAUAGAAUAUAUUGUCGCACAAGGGCCUACCAACCAGGGUUUAAACAUCAUGGUUUGGAACCAAAAUGGUAAAAACCCAUCAAUCACAUAUGAAUACAUCCUGCAGACAAGACCUUAUUUGAAAAAGCUGCCACCAAUUUACUACGGCUUCUCGGAAUCAGAUAGCGAAGAAAAAAUGGAGUUCGAAGGAGGAUUCCUUUGGGAGCUCGCUCAGCUCAACGCCAGCCUGCUGGCCACCCUCUCCCAGGAAAAGGGCCCCCUGGAGAAGCUGCUCUUUGGCUGGCAAGAGCGAGGGGACAAACUGAAGCUGAGCACGAUGCAGCAGACCAAUGAAGUUUACCCCAGGACCCCUCUUGAGUAUGGCCCUGCCCUCCCGAGCAAGCCCUCCACAGAAUCAAACACAACUAAAACCAAUUAUAAGGCGGAAGGAAAUAAUGGAAGCGAACUGGACUCCCUUCUCCCUUCCCAAGAGUUUCUUUCAGAAAAUGCAAUCAUCCACAGCUUUGGGGAUAAGAUAUCAGAUUCGAAAGAAUCCAUCUGGAACAAGACCCUGAACAGUAUUUUUAAUCCUGUGAACCCCAUCAACACCUUUGGGCCUGAAAUAGACCAUCUUUAUGUUGACUAUGAUGACAGUGAUGAGCUGCUGGCUUAUGAUGCUAAUGGCACUUUUAUGGAGUUGGCCCACGAGGAAGGCAGCAACACAUCUUCAGAGAUCCAGCUUUCCAAUGCUACUAUUUCUUCUGCCGGUGCCCAGGGGAACAGAACCCAGAAGACAAGGAACCGGCUGAAGCUCUUCCGGAAGGGCCAGAAUAUGAGCCCAGCCGACAUGUACCGGUGGAAGCUCUCCUCCCAUGAGCCCUGCAGUUCCACUUGCACCACAGGAGUGAUGUCCACCUAUGCCAUGUGCAUCCGCUACGAUGGCACGGAGGUGGAGGACCCUUUCUGUGAUGCAGCCACGCGGCCUGAGCCCAUCCAUGAGUUCUGUGCGGGGAGAGAAUGCCAACCCAGGUGGGAGACCAGCAGCUGGAGCGAGUGUUCCAGGACCUGCGGAGAAGGCCACCAGUUCCGGAUUGUCCGUUGCUGGAAGAUGCUCUCACCUGGCCUGGACAGCUCCGUCUACAGCAACCUGUGCGAAUCGGCGGACAUCGCUCGGCCAGAAGAGAGGAAAGUCUGCAAGAACCCAGCUUGUGGGCCACAGUGGGAAAUGUCUGAGUGGUCUGAGUGCACCGCCAGGUGUGGGGAGAGGAGUAUGGUGAGCCGAGACAUCCGCUGUUCCGAAGAAGAGAGGCUGUGCGACACCAGCACCAAGCCCGAGGCUGAUAAGAACUGCACCGGGCCGCCCUGUGACCGGCAGUGGACGGUCUCUGACUGGGGACCGUGCAGUGGGGGCUGCGGGCCAGGCCGAAUGAUCCGCCAGGUCUACUGCAAGAGCAGCGAUGGGCGCGUGGUGCCGGAGUCCCAGUGCAACCCCGAAGCCAAGCCCCUCGCCAUCCAUCCCUGUGGGGAGAAGAACUGCCCCGCCAGCUGGCUGGCCCAAGACUGGGAACGGUGCAACGCCACCUGCGGCCGAGGGUUGAAGAAGCGGACAGUCCUCUGCCUGGAGAUUGUCAGUGGGAAGAUCAAAACCCGACCCCCUGCCACGUGCGAUGCCACCAAGAAGGAGGCCGAGGAAGCCACCUGCUUUGAGCGCCCCUGCUUCAAGUGGUACACCACCCCUUGGUCUGAGUGCACAAAAACUUGUGGAAUUGGCGUGCGGAUGCGGGAUGUCAAGUGUUACCAAGGGAAGGAUCUUGUCCGUGGAUGUGACCCACUCCUGAAGCCAGUUGCGAAGCAGACCUGUGACCUUCACCCUUGCCCAACAGAGCCACCAGAUGACCUCCCUGACCUUGUGGCCCUCCCACAGACGACAGUUGCCAGGACCAGGCGGGGACCAACUGCGCUCUGGCGAUUAAGCCGCGAAGGGGACCCCCACUUGACCACCAACGUCACCUGCAGAAUUCUGGAUUUUUCUUUUAAUUCACUGAGCAAACCUUUCAUCUACCUGUACUUGACUCUCCUCCCGCAAGUGAUUUUGUCCGUGACCAUCUAGCUGCUCCUCCCCACUGUCCCUCACGUCUGUCUCCGCUGCAUCCGUUUAGAGUUUGCCAGGCUGGCUUUGUUUUCCUGUUACUAGCACGUCACCCAUUGCAGGACUGGGUUCAAGUCAGAAUGCCCCCCCACCUCCACCUUGGCUCUUUCCUUCCACCUCUCUGCCUUAAGAGUCUGUCUCAUGGUCCCCUCAAAGCUAGGUGGGGCUUUAAGUGAGAUACACCCCAAAUAAAAGAUAUGCUGGACCCUUCUCUCCAGUCCUGCAGUUAAUAAUUGCCCCACAUGUUGCAAUGAAGAAUAUUUGAGGACUCGCGUCCAUUUUGGUGGGAAUUGAUGGAAAUGACAUUUGCACCAGCUUUAGAUACUAAAAUGGCAAUCAAAUCACUAAAGGCAGAAGCUCCCUGUCAUUCCAGGCUUAGGCACUUUGUCUUUAUUCUCACUCAGUAGUAGAUAUAAAUUAAUGAAGGGCAGGUAGUAAGGUCCACUAAAUAUAACAUGUAAGUAGUGCACAUCUGGCAGAAAUGUUUUAUUUUGUAAUCAAACUCUUAAGUACAUAAUGCCAGCAUAUUGUAUAGGAUAAGGAAAACAUAGCUGCACUUUAUAACUCAAAAGGGCCCUGGACUGUUUUUUAACGUAUUUGUUUACAAAAUAAUAAAUUUUAUCCUUUUUA